This is a messenger RNA of Thrips palmi, 3105 nucleotides long. RefSeq names its product poly(ADP-ribose) glycohydrolase-like. NCBI's taxonomy places the organism in Eukaryota, Metazoa, Arthropoda, Insecta, Thysanoptera, Thripidae. The transcript has 11 exons. The record is from RefSeq and is a predicted model, not a curated record. Gene Ontology annotation, molecular function: poly(ADP-ribose) glycohydrolase activity. Gene Ontology annotation, cellular component: nucleus; cytoplasm. The coding region runs from base 333 to 2975 and encodes 880 amino acids. Gene Ontology annotation, biological process: nucleotide-sugar metabolic process; ATP generation from poly-ADP-D-ribose; carbohydrate metabolic process.
GUUGUUUGGGUAGGUUGGAGAAGGCUGUGUGAAAUGGUGGCGGUUUCAAAUCAGCUGUUUGUACAGUAUGUUUUGACUAUUGAUAUUUUCAAAAUUUAUGCAAAACAGAACAUAUUAUGGAAUAACGCACUAUGACGGUAAUGCCUGCAGUCUUGUCAAACGGUUGUGAUUCUCUUAUUAUCAUGCUUAAUUUGAGUUACAUACAUUUAUGUUGCUGACUUUAACCUCUGCAACCCAAACAUAUCAUUGUAAACAUUUAUUCCUGGAUCAUCUGAAAGUUUGUCAAGCUCCUGCUGUCAUCAAAUCUUGGAAAUUUCUGAUGCAGCAGUGUCAUGUCAUCUGAUAUCAAAAAUCAGUGGCCGGGCGAUGAUGACACCAUGGAUGUUGAUGAUCCACCUCAUGCAGAGCCUAUGAAUGUCGAUGAGGAAUCUGAAGUGUCUCCCUUAAACCAAAGGAUUUCAGAAGAUGGACCAAAACAAUCAGUCGCCACAGGCAAGGGUGUGCCUCUCUCAGAUCUUCAGCGUACCUGUGGUCGCUGGGGACCUCCGCCCCGUCCUUUUGUCAUCCCAUCCCCAAAUCACUCAGUUCUUUUCAAAUUACCAUGGAAAGCAGGCGAAGCACCAGUUGCAUAUCCCCCUACACCUUGUGAUCGAUGGGAUCAGGAACAUGUUCGAAUGCCUCAUUCAUCAGAGAGUCUAUACCCAGUUCAAGAGACGGAAGAUGAAAAGGGGCUGAGAUUGCGUUGGGAGUUGGUGCAGGAGGCUUUGUUGAGGUCCAUUUCAAAUAGCCAUCAGCUUGAGACAGCUAUUCUCUCUUUCAAUUCUAGAUACAAUGAACGAUGGAACUUUAGAGCUCUACAUUCCUUAUUCAAUGAUGUGCUAGACAAAGAAGAAACAGAUAUUUUUUUUAAAGAAGUUUUACCAUCCAUGGUUAUAUUGGCGCUUCAACUGCCCGAGCUAGUUACAGGUCCAAUUCCUUUGUUGAGGAAGCAUAAAUCCCAUUCUUUGACUCUCAGCCAAAUACAAAUUGGAUCUCUUUUAGCAAAUGCAUUCUUUUGUACAUUUCCAAGACGAAAUUCUACCAAGAGGGGUUCAGAGUAUUCAUCAUAUCCUGAUAUUAACUUUAACAGACUAUUUCAAUCAGGUGACUCAAGUGAUUCAAACAGUAUUGUUGAAAAACUGAAAUGCGUUCUGAAUUAUUUCCGGCGAAUUUGUUCCACUGAAACUGCACCUACUGGAACUGUGACAUUUUCAAGACGGUAUAUACCCACUGGAUCUCUUCCUGAUUGGAGUAAAAGUACCAAGCCUUUACCUAAACUGCACAUCAGAAGUAGUGGCUGUAUUGAAGAUGAAGGAGCUGGCAUGUUGCAAGUUGACUUUGCUAACAAAUUCAUUGGAGGGGGCGUCUUGGGAUGGGGUUGUGUCCAAGAAGAGAUUCGUUUUGUGAUAUGCCCUGAGCUCAUUGUAAGCCGACUGUUCACAGAGUGUCUUGAUGCAACAGAGGCUCUGCUGAUGAUUGGCUGUGAACGUUUCAAUCAAUACAGUGGUUAUGGCCACUCGUUUGAAUGGGUUUCAGAUUACACAGACGAAACCCCUUUAGAUUCUGCUGGACGGAGACAUUGCUCUAUUGUUGCUAUGGAUGCUCUUUGCUUUAGUAACUCAUCAAGUCAGUACAGUAUCCCAAACUUGGUUCGAGAAGUUAACAAGGCGUAUGUUGGUUUUUGUGAACCUGAGGAUCAUACCAGCAAUACAUUGGCACCAGUUGCAACGGGAAACUGGGGAUGUGGUGCAUUUCGGGGUGAUCCUCAUCUGAAAGCUUUACUGCAGUUACUUGCUGCUGGUGAGGCUGGCCGUGCUUUGGUCUACUUCACUUUUGGUGACGAAAAACUUCGUGAUCGCAUAUUUGCUAUGUAUCAAUUUCUCAUUGACAACAAUGUAACUGUUGGAAAGCUGUGGGGUUUGUUAAAUAGAUUCAGCAAAACAUUUUCAAGCUCCUCUAGUUCCACUACAGAAUUAUAUGAAUUUCUUUAUUCUUCUGCUGUAGAAGACUUUAAUUGCCAAGAAGCUAGUUUUGUUUCUUGUAAACAAAAAGGUCUUACAGAAAAACCAAAACCCAAACCUACUUCAAGUGGUGCAAGUUCAAGCAAAACCCCGUCCAAAUCAAACACUGGUAGAGGCACUUUAAAAACCGAAUUGACUCCAGAGGAUGUAGACCAACUCAUUGAAGAAUUUGAUUCAGAUGCAGAAGAUUGUGCAGGCACCGUUGAAGCAAAACCAAGGAAAAGAGUUGAGCCAGCCCAUGGAAGUAGCAGUUCCUGCCUCGAUCUGCUUGAAGAAAGUGUUCUGAAGAAUAGUGUGAGCAAGCAGAAGAGUCUCCCAAUUGACACCGCUGAAGCUAAACCUAGAAAAAGAAAUGAGUCAGUCCAUGGAAGUAGCAGUUCUUGUCUUGAUCUAAUCGAAGAAAGUUUGCUGAAAGAUAGUGUGAGCAAGAGUCUCUCAGUAGACAACCAACUACGCAAUAGAACUCCGGCAAAGACCAAUGUGCAUGUCAGCCUGGCUGGAACCUCUUCAGGGUUUGCGGAGGUUGGAAAACUAAAGAUGUUUGGUUCUGCUACAAAAUCAACAGAAUCUGAACAAGAAGAAAGUAUAUCUAAUAUUUCUUCUGGAAAGAAAGCAGAAUCCAAGGUAGAAAAUAGUUUGUCAAGUAGUUCUCCUGAAGAAAAAGCAGAAUCCAAAAGAGAGCAAACUGUGUUGAGUAACUUGCAAGAGAAGACAGACUCUGAUAGAGAAGAAGUUGUAUUAAGUCCUCCUGAGAGGAAAAAAGAAUCUGAAAGUGAAGAAAUUGUGGUAAGAGAUUCCCAAAAGUUGAAUGUACCUGUUGAGGAGGCCAAAUCAGAUGGUGUGAGGUCAAGUCAAAAAAGUAGAAGUAAUGCACCUAAACGGAAGAUAUCUGACUAUUUUAGUCCAAUGUCUUAAGGUCUGACCUAUUCAUUGAUGUGAAUUUCCUUCACUUAAUUAUGUGAGAUUUGUAUCUUAAUUUCUUUUACUUUUGUAGUUUCUUUUUUAAAUUAAAUUAGUCUUAGCUGUGCUGAAGUGCCCAUUUCAA